Propithecus coquereli (Coquerel's sifaka) is the source of this 1912-nucleotide messenger RNA. It is a transcript of the gene SRPRB, whose product is annotated as signal recognition particle receptor, B subunit. Gene Ontology annotation, cellular component: signal recognition particle receptor complex. The transcript has 6 exons. The coding region runs from base 174 to 980 and encodes 268 amino acids. The record is from RefSeq and is a predicted model, not a curated record. Gene Ontology annotation, biological process: protein targeting to ER. Lineage: Eukaryota; Metazoa; Chordata; Mammalia; Primates; Indriidae.
GGAGCUCGGCGUACCAGAGAACUACAACUCCCAUCAGGCACUUGGGGCCCCCGCGGCCUGAAAGAGAGAAAACAGCUUAAGAACUACCACUCCCGUGAGGCUCCGCUCCUCGCGCCUGCGCAGAGCCCAGGGCCACGUCACUUUUGCGGUACCAAAGACCACGCGCCUCAUCCAUGGCUUCCGUGGACUCUCGCCGCGUUGGGGAUGGCAGCGGUGCUGGGGGCACCUUCCAGCCCUACCUAGACUCCUUGAGGCAUGAACUGCAGCAGACAGAUCCGACGCUAUUGUCAGUAGUGGUGGCGGUUUUUGCGGUGCUGUUGACGCUGGUGUUUUGGAAGUUCAUCCGGAGCAGAAGGAGCAGUCAGAGAGCUGUUCUUCUUGUUGGUCUGUGUGACUCCGGGAAAACAUUGCUCUUUGUCAGGGUAAAUGCUUUGAUUUAUAUCUCUGUUAACACCUCUGUUAAACUUUAUAAAAGAUUUUAUAGCAUCCCAGGCAAUAGCCUGAACUUGAUUGACCUCCCCGGCCAUGAGAGCUUGAGGCUUCAGUUCUUAGAGCGGUUUAAGUCUUCAGCCAGGGCUGUUGUGUUUGUUGUGGAUAGUGCAGCAUUCCAACGAGAGGUGAAAGAUGUGGCUGAGUUUCUGUAUCAAGUCCUCAUUGACAGUAUGGGUCUGAAGAACACACCAUCAUUCUUAAUAGCCUGCAAUAAGCAAGAUAUUGCAAUGGCAAAAUCAGCAAAGUUAAUUCAACAGCAGCUUGAGAAAGAACUCAAUACCUUACGAGUUACCCGUUCUGCUGCCCCCAGCACACUGGACAGUUCCAGCACUGUCCCUGUUCAGCUGGGAAAGAAAGGCAAAGAGUUCGAAUUCUCACAGUUGCCUCUCAAAGUGGAGUUCCUGGAGUGUAGUGCCAAGGGUGGAAGAGGGGACGCUGGCUCUGCUGACAUCCAGGACUUGGAGAAAUGGCUGGCGAAAAUCGCCUGAGGGGCAGCGCCAAAGCAUGAGACACGGAUGUGUGUGUGUGACUGAUUCAGUUUGGGGAAAAGGGCUAUGGUAGUCUGUAGUUGAUAGAGAAAAGGUACAAAAUGUGGUUAGAAACAUUUCCUUGUUGUAGAAACAAAUUACUGUUGAAACCAGCUUGAAUUUUUUUUUUAAGUUCAGUUCUCCCGCAUGGCUCCCUUUCAAACAAGUCACUUUUAUUUGACCUUUGUAUCUUCCCUUCGUUAAGGUGUGUUUAACGUCUAGUGUAUGUUUGAUGGAGGGCCAAGGUCUUUGUGACAUAAGAAACUGACUCCACACAGAGAAGACAUUAGCAGGAGAAUAUGCUUAUCAUCUGGAAAGUGUUCUUAUCCUCUGCUUCUGUGCUUUGUGCCCUUUUCCCUGGAAACAGACGUGCCUGUUCAUGAAGCCAGUUGAUUUCUUGUUGCCCCUGAGGUUCAUGAGCAAUACAUUGUCUAGUCCUUUGUGAAUUCCCCGAUUUGUAGGCACAGUUACAGUACGGUUUCCCCACACGUGAAGACAGCUAUAAAACAGCAGGCCUGCGCCGACAAUGAGUCUGUUCUUCAUCAGCUCAGUGACUUGACCACACUCCAGUCUUAGCACUUAUGGUUCAGAAGCUUGUCACGAACCCCUGGAGUCAUUCCUAGAUAACAGAACUAGAAAUGCCAACUCCCCAAAUACCAAGGGUCUGGUGUGUUCUUGUGGUUACACCGGGGAACAUAUGGAGAUUUAGAGGCUGUUCCACUUCUCUGGAUGGCUGAGGGUUCCUGGGCCAUCCUUAUGUGCUGCUUGAACAGCUCCAAUUUUGCACCCUUGCUGGGAUGCUGUGGGACAAAUCCAAAGUGAAAAAAGUUCUCUGUAGAUUUCUGAAGUGCAUAUUCAUUGAUGCUAAAAAAAAAAAAUAAAGUCUGCCUUUU